CUUCAUAAACUCGAGAUAAGGAAACACUUCAUUUCCUUCAUAAGCAAGAGAUAAAUUUGGUUUCGAUUCAAUUGAAGAUCACAUUGCAGAUUAGCAAAAUGUUGGGGAAAAGCGUAGCCCUAGUAUUGCUAUUCUUCGUCCAUAAUAUUGCCUUUUCAGAACAAGGCGGGACAUGCAAAAUUCAAUCAUUGAAGUCUAUUCCUGGACCAAGUCAACAGAUAGACAAAUACCAAACGAGUUCUGGUAACAAAUCUUUGGACAUAAAAUCGUGCGGCCCACCUGGAACUCCUGACAUAAUAUAUAAAGUGAAACCUGAGAAGAUCACAGCAAAGAGCCGUUCUGUAGAAAUAGAGCUUACGGUUAUGCUACUAGCUGCUAUUACCGAUGGUGGAUAUGCUGAUGUUUCUGUGUUACUUGGGCAUGAUGACCAACCAAUAAGAUUUUUCUCUGCUAUUGACUGUGGAAUGUUGCAUGAUGACAUUGAGUGCCCUCUGCCAUUGAGUAAAAAAGACUGGUUGUAUGUAAAGGCAGUUUGUGACACCAGAUUUUAUUUGCCGAACCUAAGUGGUAAGGUAAACGCAAAGAUAACGAACUACAAUGAAGAAGAAGUGGUUUGCUUUGAAGGCCAAUUUCGUACAUUCUAACUAACAAGUAAACACGUUAGCCAAGUUAAACAAAUCGUGUCAUUUUAUAGUCAGAAAUACUCAAAUACAUCAUGUAAUCUUUUAUCAUGAAGAAUUUCCUAUUAUGUACAGCCUAGUACUUAGUAGCUACUUUCACGCGAAUUUAGGCCUAAAUAAAUGCAUAGAAAAUCAGAAUUGAAUCUACGACGAGAUAUCGUGUGUGAUUUUUAAUUAUGUACCCUAUACUGUAUAGCGAACGCUGUGAGUUCGUAGCUAAGAUAUCUGGACUGCUUUUCUAUCAAUGGUGAUACGAUAAAGCAGAAACAAAUUGUUUUUAUUACAAGUAGCUGAAGAAGGAUAUAGUAUAAAUAUUAAAGAAUAAAUGAAUAUGUUCAUGUUAAAUUUGUGCUUGCUGAAAUAUAGUUUCAAAAUAUAGAGGGAUUGAUUUUCAAUAUCAAAUUUAAAGAGUAAACUGCAUUUGCGGAUGUUCUCUGUUCAGACAAUCGUUUUUUUCGCACCAUAACAACUAUCUAUGACCUACAAGAUACAUCCUCGAUUAAAAUAAUUUGGGGAAAAAAAAUAAAUAUUCACGUUUAGUGUAAUACAUGUGUAAUAUAGCACAUCAUAUGAAAGCUUAUACAAUUUUCUAUCCGUUGAUACCAUA
Anneissia japonica is the source of this 1287-nucleotide messenger RNA. RefSeq lists its product as uncharacterized. Bases 99 to 644 code for a protein of 181 amino acids. NCBI's taxonomy places the organism in Eukaryota, Metazoa, Echinodermata, Crinoidea, Comatulida, Comatulidae. The transcript is spliced from 5 exons. The record is from RefSeq and is a predicted model, not a curated record.